This is a messenger RNA of Schistosoma curassoni, 895 nucleotides long. The record is from the annotation of a GenBank genome assembly. Lineage: Eukaryota; Metazoa; Platyhelminthes; Trematoda; Strigeidida; Schistosomatidae.
GGAUGUCGGCUCACUGUUGUAGAGCUUAAGUGUUCGCACACGAGACUGAAGAUUCUGGAUUCGAGUGUCGCGUGUGGGAUCGUGGAUGAGUAUUGUUCAGGAGUCUCAUAUUAGAACAAAAUGAGCUUCUAAUGCUUCCAGCUUUUAAAUGGUGGUCUAGAUUGGAUUGGCUGAUGAAUCUAACUGUUAAUUAUAUUGUAAACUUUGCGAAUCCCCUUACUUAUACCUAAUUAUACUACUUAAUAUCUAAGAAAUAAAGCACUGAUCUAUAUUUCUGUAGAUCAGUAUUACGCAACUAUCUCAACAAGUAAUCAUUUGUAAAUACUUCAUCAUUAUCUCAUGUUUUAUUAUUUUGCAUUUGGAAGUAAUUUAUUAAAAGAACGUAUACAAUUAUCAAAUAAAUCUGCUCAAUAUAUUGGUAUUGGAGUAUUAGAAGAUUAUUUUUUAUCCUUUGGCGGAUUAAGUAAUAAUUGGUUUGGAGCUACUGCAACAAUUAAACCAUCACCUUCUGAAUAUGUUAUGGGUACUGUAUGGAAAAUGUGUAUGAAUGAUAUGAAAACAUUAGAUUUACAAGAAUCUGCUCCUAUAAUGUAUCGUCCAAUUGAAAUACCAAUUAAUCUUUUCUCUGAAAAAUCUUCAAUUAUUAAUUGUAGAAGUUAUAUAUUAAAUUCAUCUGAAUCCGGAGAUCCAUCUCCAUAUUAUUUAGAUAUAAUAAUUCGUGGAGCUAUUCAAUCUCAACUUCCUCAAUCAUAUAUUGAUCAAUUAAAGAAAAUUAAACAUAAUGGAUAUUUAGGAAAAUGCAAUCUGUAUAUGAAUAUUCUUAACAAUAUACCAAUAUCUGAGCGUUAUAUGUACCAUAUAGCAGAUCUAAAUAGAUUACAAUUAGAAUAAAUAU